Molecule: messenger RNA, 1262 nt
Organism: Hyalella azteca
Lineage: Eukaryota; Metazoa; Arthropoda; Malacostraca; Amphipoda; Hyalellidae
Product: integrator complex subunit 7
Exons: 5
Coding region: 243-965 (240 amino acids)
Biological process (GO): snRNA 3'-end processing
Cellular component (GO): integrator complex
Source: RefSeq, a predicted model, not a curated record
UUGUCUUAUGCUUGAGUAGGGAGCAGCUGGGGCCUAUAUUGUCUUAUGUCUGAGUGGGGAGCAGCUGGGGCCUAUAUUGUCUUAUGCCUGAGUGGGGAGCAGCUGGGGCCUGUAUUGCCUUAAGCCCCCCGUCUAAGUCUAUGCCCUGACGGCAGGCGGGCGGUAAGGGCGGGGGCGCGACGCAGGCGGCGGAGGAGGAGCUGCCGUCCAGCGAGGCGGGGGCGACGGUGCAGGAGCAGCUCAUGGCCAAGGCCCUCGCACGCGCCGCCAGGACCAUCACCCAACUCGAGCAGCUUUGUCAGGAGAAGAAGCCUAUCGUGGAGUGUCAGCUGCAGCUCCUGACGAGCGUGAGCGAACAGCUGACCGGCGUGCCUCUGCCUUACCCUCGCCUCUUCUACCAGUCACUCCAGCGCACCAACAUCUGCCUCAACAUCACGCCUCAGCCUCACAACUUCGGUGACUCCAUCACACUCCAGAAUUCGUCGCAGUUGUCAGUGAAGGUGGAAGGCGUGAUCAGUCACGGGCGGCAGGCGGGGCUCUUCAGAUCCAUCAAGACCGUACCUGUGGUGACGGUGGACGCGUCUGUGACAGACGAGGACGACGAGACGUGGCAGACGGGGCCUCGUCAGACGCUGCUAGUGAAGGCCCUCGAAGACCCGACUAACGCCAAGUCACAGGCCCUCGGGGCCCCUUGCACCUCCACGGCCCCGGCACCUGCCAGAGGCCCCGUUGUGGGCCCCCCUCAGCAGCAACUCACCGCCCUCCAUCAGAUGCCGCCGUCCCUGCCACAGCUUUCCUCGCCUUCAGGCUCGUCUCUCCUGCCCCCCGCCAUGCCGCCCCCCAACCUCCCCUACCAGACUACCCCCCCUCUGGGUAUGGUCAUUCAGCCCCAGCAAAUGCCCAUGCAGUACCACCAAGCCCCCCCGGGCACCAUCAUAAGCGCCUUCUCAAGACCUCCUCCUUAAGCGUGCGAUGAGCUCGCCUGUCUCGACAUCUCGUCAAGAAAAUGCAUGAGAGCCGAGUUACCAGGCUAUUGUACUUCAGUAUUGUAAUGAUAAUGUGGUAUUGUAAGCCUAUUACCAGGCUAUUGUGCUGCAGUAUUGUACUGAUAAUGUGGUACUGUAAGCCUAUUACCAGGCUAUUGUGCUGUAGUAUUGUAAUGAUAAGGUGGUACUGUAAGCCUGGCUAUUGUACUGCAUUAUUGUAAUGAGAAUAUAUGAAUUUAGUCUUUCUUUUUUUUAUGAUAGUGUUCACCCAUUGGA